CCGCGCAGGCGCACUGCGUUCACAGGUGGUCGUGUCUUCACACGGCAGAGAAGCUCCAGCCCAACGCAUUUCAUUUUGAACAGUCACGAUUACUAAAGGCUUGAUUCAUUAAAUACUUCUUAAAAUGGGAUAACCAGAGUGCCGAAAGAAACAGAACUUCUCAGUGUCAGAGGGAAUGAUAAAGCCUUCAGACAUGAGUCCGCGCCGAUUGUCAGAUAUCAGUCCUGAGAUCAGACAGCUGAAAUCACUCGUCAUUGAUGAAGAACUAAAUGAAGAAUUGAAGUCAUCGAGAUCGGUCGAGUACAUCAACAACGCAUCCAUUGAAGAGCGGAUUCUGAGGAUCACUGGUUACUAUGGCUAUGUGCCCUGGAACGCAUCUCUCAGAGAGGAGGACCAGUCUGGCGGCGAGAAGGCGGAAGUGAAGAUAGAUGGCCAUUCGGCUACAGAAACAGUCAAAUCAGGUUGUGUGAACAGGCUGCAGAGGCUCCGCUGCUGUUUGUGUACGACUGCAGUCCUCCUGCGCAAAGCACUGUGGGGUGUCGCAAUGGUCAUCUGCAUCUGCGCGUCUUGGACAGGCUGCACUCAGUUGGCCAAAGUAACCAUCAGACGCUUGAAUGUCCCGUUCACCCUCACUUGGUUCUCUACCUCUUGGAACUGUGCCAUCUUCCCUCUUUACUACCUGGGUCACCUGUGCUGUAGCAAGGACAGACAGAGCCCCAAACAGCGCUUCAGAGAGUGUUGUCAGUUCUUGGGAGAUGACGGGCUGUCACUGAGGAUGCUGCUCUCUCGCGUGGCUCCUUUUGGAGUGCUGUGGACUCUCACCAGCUACCUGUACCUGCAAGGCCUUCGCAGAAUCCCCGCCACUGAUGCCUGUGCGCUCUUCUGCUGUAGCCGUGCCUUUGUCUUUCUAAUAUCCUGGAUUGUCUUGCGGGAUCGCUUCAUGGGGGUGCGGAUUGUAGCGGCCAUUUUAGCCAUUGGGGGUAUUGUUAUGAUGACAUAUGCCGAUGGUUUCCACAGCCAUUCUGUGAUUGGCAUCUCCCUUGUGGUUGCGUCUGCAUCGACAGCAGCUAUAUACAAAGUUCUGUUCAAGCUUGUUCUGGGUAAUGCAAAGCUGGGUGAAGCAGCGGUGUAUCUUACAGUCCUCGGCGGAGCUAAUUUGGUCUUCAUUAGCGCCGUACCUCUGAUCCUGCUUCUCACGGGGGCCGAGGACUUUGUUUCACCUAGAGAUUUGCCAUGGCCAAGCAUCUGUGGCAUGUCCGCUCUUCUGCUGGUGUUCAACUUCCUCUUGAAUUUUGGUGUUCUGGUAACACUUCCUACUUUGAUUUCUCUGGGAGUUGUCCUCAGUGUGCCUGUCAACGCUGCAGAUUUAUGAAGCAGACUGGACGAUUAACACUAUCUGGAAACAAACUCUCGUGCUGACGGGCGUGAUUCCCACAUACAGCGCCUUCUGCCAAAAGUAAGUGGUGUGAAUAAAUAACAUGGAUUGACCCAGAGCUUACACUGAUGAGACCCUGUAACAUCUCGUCAUAACAUAACAGUAUUUUUAUCCUCACUGUAGUCUUUUAGCUAGCAGUCAUUCAAGACAUACAGUAACAAAAGCUUUUCCAUUGAGUGCACAUUUCCCAUUCAUCCGUGUGUAAUGCUUUUCUUUGCUAGGUAAUACAAUAAAUUGUGCCUUUCUUGCCACUUUACUAAUCUAAUGAAGUACAUUUGAAAGCAAUCAGACUGUUUUUAUGUGAGAGCCAAGAAGCCUCUUUAGAUAACACAUUAUGUGGUUCAUUCAGUCUUAGAGACUGAGAAAUGAGCCAACUGAAAGCGUCUGGUUUAGCGGUUUAUAAAACUUGCACUCAGAAUUUCCAUAAGAGAGAAUAGCUUUUGUCACACCCAUACUUGAAGCGCGUGCCAGUGUGAUCAUGUGGUUAACAUGGGCUUGUCGGCACAAACACGUCUGAGAAGGACAGAUUCCCAGCAGAUGUCUUCCACCUUCUUUGAAAGAGAGACAUGCCAAUGCAAUUCAGUGUUCUUCUUUAGUGUUAUGGUUUUGGAAAGUUAAGAUCUGAGCUUUGAUCUCCUUAAUAAACCAAGAUAAGAAUGUUUUUGUCAUAACAGGAAAUGCCUAAUUAUUUCAUCCAUUAUUUGUUGUUUUUAGGAGACUGUGUAAAGUUCUACACAACUGCACACCAUCUCAUUUCCUCUGUGUAUUAAAUGAAGUAACCUUGUGAGGUAAACAUUUCAGCACCUAAGAAAUAUUCAGGACCGUCAUCCUCCAAGGGUUUGUUCAGUUCGAAAAGGAUGUUUAUUUCAACUGCUCUGAGCUGUUUUGGGGUUAGAGGAAGUGAGCGUGUCUGAGUGAGUUGUGAAAUGACUAAUGACUACAGAACAUCCCAUAUAGUUUUAAAACUAGUAUUUCAUUAUGAACAAUAGUCUCCAAAGAUGUAUUGCUAAUAUAAAGGUUUAAAUAUUUUGCCAUUUUUUUUUACAUAAAUGUCAAUCUAAAUUGUCACGUUGAGGGUUUUGUGUCUUGUCUGUGUAAUCCAUCAUGUUUGCCCUGUGUCUUGGUUUAGUAUCGAAUGUUUCUUGUCCAGGGUCUUGUCUUUGUUUUGGGUUUCUAGGGUUCCUGUUCCUGGUUCAUACCUUGCCAUGCCUUUGAUUUAUGUUUGAUUAUGUUUUGAAGUAAAGUUGCAUUUGGGUUCUCAACCAGGGCCCUGUACCAUGACGGUAGUUGAACAAACUGGGUUACAGGAUUAGUUUUGAGUUGACAAACCCAAACCAAUCCAACCAGGCUUUGUUGGUACCAUGAUGUUGACCAUCAACUUUCUAUGUCAACUCAGGCUUUGAUUCUGAGUUUUGGUGUGAGAAGUAGUGAACAACCAAUCGCAUGCUGAGAAAGAGUGAAACUGAAAUUCAUUUCUCGCGAGAGAAGCAGCGUGAUUCACUUCUCUCCUCUGCAGAAUAUGAGAUUGAAAAAUAUAAAGAAUUUAAACAAAGGGAGUCAUGGGA
This is a messenger RNA of Pimephales promelas (fathead minnow), 3000 nucleotides long. The record is from RefSeq and is a predicted model, not a curated record. Lineage: Eukaryota; Metazoa; Chordata; Actinopteri; Cypriniformes; Leuciscidae.